Dendrobium catenatum is the source of this 1350-nucleotide messenger RNA. RefSeq names its product glycine-rich RNA-binding protein RZ1A. NCBI's taxonomy places the organism in Eukaryota, Viridiplantae, Streptophyta, Magnoliopsida, Asparagales, Orchidaceae. The coding region runs from base 130 to 750 and encodes 206 amino acids. The transcript is spliced from 5 exons. Gene Ontology annotation, molecular function: RNA binding; zinc ion binding. The record is from RefSeq and is a predicted model, not a curated record.
UUAUUUUUUGUUAUUUUGACGCGCGACUAUAAAACUCAUCGUCUGCUCUUUCUCGUCACCGCAAGCGUUCACGACUCUAGGGUUUGUUCAUGUGUAGAGCUGCGUAACGUUUCCAGCUUUCGAGUUUUAAUGGGGGACACGGAUGAGUACCGCUGUUUUAUUGGAGGCCUUUCAUACUCCACUACUGACAAUGGUUUGAAGGAUGCAUUUGGGAAGUUUGGCCAUCUUACGGAGGCUAAGGUGGCUGUAGACAGGUUUUCUGGCCGAUCACGUGGAUUUGGUUUUGUCACAUUUGAUGAAAAAAGAGCAAUGGAAGAUGCCAUUGACGAAAUGAAUGGAGUCAGUCUUGAUGGGCGGUCUAUCACUGUAGAUAAAGCUCAUCCACAAAGUUCCGGCAGGGAUCGUGAUGGAGGACGUGACUAUGACCGGGACCGGGAUCGGGAUCGUGGUGGUCGUAGCUCUGGUGGAGGGCGAGAUUUUGGCAGUGGAGAUUGUUUCAAAUGUGGCAAACCUGGUCAUUUUGCUAGGGAAUGCUCUUCUGGUGACGGUGCCAGGGGGGAUAGAUAUGGUAGCAAGGAUGACAGGUAUGGAGGAAGCAGUGGUAGUAACCGGUAUGGCUCGGAUCGCAGUGGAGAUCAUUAUGGCGGGCGCAGCAGAGAUCGUGGUUAUGGUGGAUCCGGGAGUGACCGUUAUAAUCGUGAUCGUUCUGGUCCUUACGAACGUCCAAGUGGGGGCAGUUAUCGCAAUUGAUGCAGGGCUUACUUUUGUUUCAGGCAGUGUGUCUUGAUGGAGUUGCUGAUGUCAAAAGCCUUGUGAUGAUGAUAGUCUUUCUUUGUUGACUGUUGGCCACUAAAUUAUCUUAUUAUCCUGCUUUAGGAUCUGCAGACAUGUUCUUUUGCAAGCGAUGAUCUUAAAUGGAAUAUUACUGGAUGACCUGUAAUGUUUUUCUCUCAACUGUUCGUAUUCUGAUUCCUUCUACUGCUUCUUAAUGGUUGCUUGACAUGAAACCGAUCUUCGUUCGUUACUGUUGCCACUAAAUUCGAGUUGAUUUGCUGUCUCGCUUCUUUCUGGUUCUUUGUUGGUGCUUUUGUCCUUAAUCUUGAUGCAAUAGAAUCUGUAAAGGAAGAAUUUUCACUUAUCAAGAUCAAAAUUUGGGCACAUCUACUUGCACACUAAUUUCCUCAGGACUGGGAAAACAGUAUUUUUACUCGGGUUACCAUUGUAGAAACUGGCUACACUCGGGAUUUUGUAUUUCUUGAUUCUUUGUGCUCUGGGUUACUGGGUGCUAAGUCUUGCAUUUGUUGGAAUAUGAUUGUUUGAACUUUGCUAGCUGAGGCUCUUUGAAAAAAC